AUGUCCGCAUCUAUUGUCAAGCGCCUGAUGCGCUGGUCGUCUUGUGAUGUUGCCGAUGGCCUCAGCCGCCUCAAGCACGUCCACGGCGGCUUCCUCGAUGGUCUCGUAAUGCACUCGCCGGAAUUCCAGGCCGGGAGCACUAAGAUUGUCGGCCCGGCUUUUACGGUCAAGUUUGUGCCUAAGGGCGAUACGGAGGCGCCGUCCGUGCAGGGGAACUAUAUCGACCAGACCCCAAAAGGCGCAGUGGUCUUCCUCUCACAGCCACUCCCGCACGUCAACGCCGUGUACGGGGGCCUGAUGUCGCUGCGGGCGCAGCACAGCGGCGCAGCGGGAGUGGUAGUGGACGGGCGCGUGCGAGACCUGCAAGAGCAUCGCGAUCUGGGAUUUCCGGUCUUCGCGCGCUCAGUCGGCACAACAGCGGGCGGGGCCGUGUGCCGACCUUCCUUGAUCGGAGAGCCAGUGCGCCUGAACUCUGGAGACCAGGAGGCGUGGGUGCGGCAAGGCGAUUACGUGGUUGCGGACCUGAAUGGCGUGGUGGUCGUGCCGGCGGAUGUGGUCGAGAAGGUGUUGGAUCUGAUUCCGGGAAUUGUGGAAGCGGAUGAGAAGUGUGUGGAGGGGAUUAAGGCGGGGAGGACGGUGCAGGAUGUUUUCAAGGAGUUUAGAGGGCGGUAGGUGGUGUUUGGGCGUGAAAGGGAAUGGGUAGGUGGUGUGGAUAGGUUGUCCGGGUCGCUUUGUGGUGUUGGUGAUCGGUAGUUGGCAAAACGUAUUCCAAAUGAAGGAGAGCUUCCGAACGAAGGUUGCUAUAGCUGAACCAAGGGAAAAUUAGGAGAUUAAGAUAAG
Aplosporella prunicola CBS 121167 is the source of this 840-nucleotide messenger RNA. RefSeq lists its product as uncharacterized. Lineage: Eukaryota; Fungi; Ascomycota; Dothideomycetes; Botryosphaeriales; Aplosporellaceae. Bases 1 to 672 code for a protein of 223 amino acids. The record is from RefSeq and is a predicted model, not a curated record. The transcript has 4 exons.